Molecule: messenger RNA, 1071 nt
Organism: Perkinsus marinus ATCC 50983
Lineage: Eukaryota; Perkinsozoa; Perkinsida; Perkinsidae
Exons: 1
Coding region: 1-1071 (356 amino acids)
Biological process (GO): nucleobase-containing compound metabolic process
Molecular function (GO): nucleic acid binding; 3'-5' exonuclease activity
Source: RefSeq, a predicted model, not a curated record
AUGCUCUCUCACCCCGUCGAUGAGGUCCGCGUCCUUGUCGAGUACCCCGGUGCCCGCACUGCUCGAUUCACUGACGGGUUGCAGGCUAUAUGUGCUAAUAGUGCUGAGGAUGCUUGGAAUAAAUACAUAGAAGCUGGUGUCGUAAAAGGGAAGAGAAUAUCGGUGGCGAUGUCAUUGACGCCAGCAACGGAGGAGGAAAGGCUGUAUCAGCAUUUGAGUGGCUUUUAUCAUCACUACGUGGUGGACCCGGCCACUGGAGAGUUGGGGUGUUGCCUUAGUGAUAAGGAUGAUGAUUUCGUUGAUGCAGACUUCAGAGUUUAUUCUGUUGACGACUUCGGCUCGCUUAUGAAUCUACUAUGUCAGCUGUCGGAUUUGAGUAAGGCGGCUGAGGCUGGGGAGAAGGCGGCGAUGGCUAUGGAUUUUGAGGGCCUCAACUUGUCCCGAGAUGGAGCGAUGAGUUUGGCUCAACUGUGCUUGUCGUCCGACCCGAAGAGUGUUUAUGUAGUCGAUAUCACUAGACUGGGCUUCCACGCCUUCCAUGCUACUACUCAUACGGGUACGUCACUGAAGUCUAUUAUGGAGGAUACUUUGAUAGAGAAAGUGUUCUACGACCCUCGUCACGAUGUUGAUGCCCUCUACUACCAAUUCAACGUGGCCCCUCAGAAUGUUUUCGAUCUCCAGCUGGCUGAGGUGGCUCUACGACGGGCACGAGGCCUCACCGUACGCUACGUCAUCGGCCUCUUCAAAUGCCUUGUUCAGUCCGAAGUGUUUGUCCAGCCUGAACUGCGGGAUUUCGCGACUAGGAUAAACGACAUUGGCAAGGCGCUCUUUGAACCCAAGCAUGGUGGCAGCUAUAAAGUGUUCACUGAGCGCCCUUUGCAUCCGGGUAUUAUCGUCUAUGCUUCCCAUGACGCACGCUAUCUCUUACCCUUGUACGACACUUUCACGAAACAGUUGAAGUGUGCAGGUGACAACUGGUACAAUAGGGUGCUGGCAGCUAGCGCUCGCCGUGCUGAAUGGUAUCAACACUCCGACUACCUGGUGGCAACGUCUGAAGCUCCUGUUAUCUAG